UGGUCUUUAAUAUCUCAAUUGUCCUUCACCCAAAUCUUUUAUAGAUAACUGAGCUACGCUUUCUGUAUUCCAACUCAGUCAAGCUCUCACCCACGUUUCCUACCUUGUCUUCCUCAACAUGAAAAAGACCUCUCCUUGAGUAAGACUUGGUUGGACAAAAUAACAAAAAGCCCACAUCAAGAUGAAAGGUCAUUGAAAAAGUUGUAUUUCUUUGUAUGGAUCCCUUCAAUGUUAGACGAUGUAUAUUGACGGGCACCUUUGCCCCAAAGUAUAACAUUGCCGCCUGUUUCACGCAAGGCUGCAGCGUUCUGGCCAAAUAGGCUACUGGCGCGAUCUCAUAAAUGGUUGUCCAAAUAAGUCCAUUAGAAUGAAAAUCAUAGCUCAUUUGGGUCUAGGUUGAAAAAUCGAGUUAUUCUUUAAACUAAAAGUAACAGGUAAAAAGUGUAAACAAAUUUUUAAAGUCCUUUUCUAUUAUGUAGACAUGAAUGCUAGCGAAUGGAUACAAACUCUUCUAAUCUCAGGAUUGUGUAUCCCGUCCUUCUGUGCCGACUACCGCCAACACUGUUUAAUUGAAACCCCAAAAUCCUGGUUUGAUGCCCAGAGCUACUGCAGAGAGGGAGGCUAUGACCUGGCCACCAUAGACGACAUGGGGGCAAUGAAUUCACUGCUGGCCUUAAAUGCAGACAGAGCUGAUGAGCUGUGGAUCGGUCUUCAUUAUGGGGGUCCUGAAGAGUGGCAUUGGUCGCUGGCAGACGAAGAAUUCUACCAAAAGGGAGAGAGAGAUUACCGCAAUUUCGGAAGAAUGGACAAUACCGAUCGUUAUGUUAGUCACGAACAUGGCAAGUGGAAGACUGCUGACAAUACACACUUCUGGUUUCUGUGUUAUGAUGGGAACAGGCAAGGUGGAGACCGAUAUGUCUUGGUUAGAAGGGUGAUGAGCUGGACGGGGACGCAGUUGUACUGCAGGAGUCACCACACGGACCUGGUCAGCAUCAGGAACCCAGAGGAGAACCAGGCAGUCGCGGAGAGACUUGGUCCGUAUGAUGUCAUGAUUGGCCUCUUCAAAGAUGCGUGGCACUGGUCGGACAAGCGCAACUCCUCCUUCAGACACUGGGAUCAAGAUUCAUUUGUUGCCCUCUUUCCUCAAAGUUGCGCUGUGAUGACUGGCAAAGGUCCUGGACGAUGGAGCCAACGAUCCUGUGAUGAGUUGCAUCCGUUUCUCUGUACAUGUACUAGAAGAUGGGUUGUCAAGGUGAAGGUGCGUUCAGAGGACAUCCAGGAACUGAAUGACCCUGCCACCUUAAAACAAACCCAAAAGCUGCUGAACGAAGCGGCUUUGAGCAACCACCAUAAGAUAGCGUGGAGAACCAAUUCUGACGGACUGGUCUUCACCAAGGCGCAGUGUCAGGAAGAAGACUGCAAUGUUUAAACUGAUCCACUGAACGAGUGCAAUCCCAAGACCUCUGUAAUAUUGAAUAGUCUCACAAAUCUGUAGAUUUUAGAUAUCUAAAGUCUGUCUGCAGAUGACCUCAAUUCUGCUGAAAGGAAAUCAGUAAUCAGUAACCCUUUUCUCAGUAACCUAUUUAUAUUUAAUUUGAUGAUGAACAGCAUAACCAUAACAGGAAUGAAGAUGUAAGGGACUAUUUAUUUUUGUAGGAACCAUGAAUGCCAAUGGGGUCACAUGUCUUAUACCUUAAAGACAUGAUAAGCUCGGUUUUCUGGAUGCAUCGGAUCCUGUGUUUCAGGGCAACAUUAUGUAGGUAUAAUGAAGUAAUUGCGUUUCUUGAAUGUAUAAUCAUGAGUUUGCUAUAUAUGACCAAUUCUUAAGUUUGGCUAGCUGUAUGAUGUAACUAAAGAAGGGUUAGCCUUAAAGAGUAUAUGAGGCUCAGCCUCUGAGCAGAAUGUUGGAGCUACAGAGACUGCUGAGUGACACAUGUCCACUCCACAUAUUCAGGUUCAGGGCUGAGACUUGACUUUUUCAGGCUUUAACUUUGUUUCGAUCUAUCUAGUUAGGAUUUUGUCUUUCAACGUAGGUGUAUCUCACCAUUGGCUAACAUAUAAUUUAAUAUGUUCUUUGAUUUGAGUUAUAAGAUGUUUAAAUUAUUUUUUGUGGAGGAUUGUUUGAUUUUGUUUGAUUGUUUAUUGAUUGUUUGAUUUGAUACAUACUGAUUAACCUGAAUCAAAUUUAGAUUAUAGCUCAAGGCAAGAUUUGUUAUGAGAAAUAUUGGCCUAAAUUGUUUCAGUUUUCAUCCAUCCAUGGUUUAUUAAUCGCUGUGUUUAUCACACAUCAGAAUUAUAAUCUAUUGAUCUUUCCUGGUUGACUUGUCAAUAAGGUAUUAAGGUCCCUCUGCCUCUAUACUCUGGAACUCCCAACUUAUUCUCUGAGAUUUCGGUUGGCUGAUCUUCAAAUUAAAAUGCACAAAUAUUGAAUGGGAAGCCAUUCAAUUCUUCGUUUCAGUUUAGGAUUUCAUAUUGGUCUUGAUGAUUAUAAUGCAUUGUAACAAUGUCCCUGCCACAUGCUACAU
Messenger RNA from Gadus macrocephalus (Pacific cod), 2525 nucleotides. RefSeq names its product lymphocyte antigen 75-like. Bases 482 to 1429 code for a protein of 315 amino acids. NCBI's taxonomy places the organism in Eukaryota, Metazoa, Chordata, Actinopteri, Gadiformes, Gadidae. The record is from RefSeq and is a predicted model, not a curated record. The transcript is spliced from 5 exons.